This is a messenger RNA of Ilyonectria robusta, 2476 nucleotides long. RefSeq lists its product as uncharacterized. Lineage: Eukaryota; Fungi; Ascomycota; Sordariomycetes; Hypocreales; Nectriaceae. The transcript has 2 exons. Bases 301 to 2163 code for a protein of 620 amino acids. The record is from RefSeq and is a predicted model, not a curated record.
CCAGAGUUCAGGCCAUAGAGCAGCUGACCGUUAUUUCCGUUGAGAGAGUUCAGCUGCCAAGACUGAAAUGUAACAGCUGAAAUCCGCCAGCAUGCAAGAUAAGACAUGGACUGCCCGCUCAGCCGAGUUUGGUGUUGGUCUUGGUCCAUCAAACCACCGGCCAAGACUUUGGAUGUUUAUUUCACUUGAGCAGACCGACGUUGGAUUUUCUUUCUUUUUCCUAUCCCGGCUGUCCUACGAGGGAUAGGGUCACUAUUAGCCACCAAUCACCACUCUCAGUCACCGCAUUCAGUCGUCACCAUGCCGUCACGCCUGGCCUCCGCACGCCUGUUUGGGUCGCUCCUCGCAGCGGCCGCAGCCUCAGUCUCAGCAAACGCCGUCCCCCAGCAGCUUGUUGGCGGUGUACCGCGAGUCGGCAAAGGCGCAUCAUUCAUCCCGGGCUUCGUCCUUCCUAAUUUCGCCAUCAGCACCUGCAGCACGGGCGAAACGGAAUGCCACGAUGGCUGCAUGCCCUCAAGUGCCGAGUGCUGCGCUGACGGCGACGGGUAUUGCUACUCUGAUAAAUACUGCGUUGGCAACACUUGCUGUCCCAACGGGGACACUUGCGUCGACGAUGGUAGUAUUGUAUGCGAGGCGGGAACUGAGAUAUGUGGCACCACGUGCAUGCCUGAAGGAAAUGUAUGCUGCACUAGCUGGAAUUGCAAGCCGGGAUUAAGCUGUGGCGGCACAAAGGGGAGUUGUGACUCUGGUGCAGGUGGUGGUUCAGAUGACGAGGUGACAUGCGAUGUCGGACAAGAGGCUUGCGGCGACGGUUGCAUGCCUGAAGGGAGCGUAUGCUGUGAUACGGGAUACUGCGACGAAGGUCAGACUUGUGGCUCCGAUGGAAACUGUGAAACCCCACCGCCAACGUGCGAUGACGACCAAGAAGAAUGUGGUGAUGGUUGCAUGCCGAAAGGUAGCGUGUGCUGCGACACGGGAUACUGCGACGAAGGUCAGACGUGUGGCUCAGACGGAAAAUGUAAAGAUCCCCCGACGGUCUGCGAUACCGAUCAAGAGGAGUGUGGCGAUGGCUGCAUGCCCAAAGGAAGCGUGUGUUGCGACACUGGGUACUGUGAUAGCGACCAGGAAGAAUGUGGCGAUGGUUGCAUGCCCAAAGGAAGCGUUUGCUGCGAUACCGGAUACUGCGACGAGGGCCAGACAUGCGGUCCAGAUGAUAAAUGCCAAACCCCACCGCCGACCUGCGAUGGUGACCAGGAAGAAUGCGGCGACGGUUGCAUGCCCAAAGGAAGCGUGUGCUGCGACACGGGAUACUGCAACAAAGGCCAAACCUGCGGCUCAGGCGGGAAAUGCCAAACGCCAGAUCCGUGUGGAGACGGCAAGGAUGAGUGUGGCUCCGGGUGUAUGCCAAAGGGAAGCGUCUGCUGCGGCGAUGGAUAUUGCAAUUCGGACCAGACUUGCACCUCGGAUGGGCGCUGUCAGAACAAAGGCCCGACGUGCGAUUCAAAUCAAGAAGAAUGCAGCGGAGCUUGCAUGCCGAAAGGAAGCGUCUGCUGCAGCGACGGAUAUUGCGACAAGGGCCAGACCUGCACCUCAGACGGACGCUGCCAAACGCCAGAGCCAGACGGUUGCGGGAGCGGCAAGGAGGAGUGCAACGGCGCGUGUAUGCCCAAGGGAAGCGUGUGCUGCUCGAGCAGCGGCUACUGCGACAGCGGCAUGGAAUGUACGUCGUCUGGAGGCUGCAGGCCCGAGGGAUCAGUCGACUGCGGCGCCGACGGCUACUGCGAGGCCGGAUAUGUAUGCGACUCGAGCGGGAGUGGCAGCUGCAGCAAGCCAGGAUCCGAUGGAAGCAACGCCGAGACGACUAAGAAAGAACAAGACGCCAGCGAAGCCCCUGCAGCAACCAAGGCGGACGCGAGUGCUACCGCAUCAGUGGCUAUUCUGGGUGACAGCAAGGCGCUUUCUUCUGACGGCGCUGUCACCAUCGUCGAUCCAUCGCCAACCGAGUCCGCGGCACCGACCGACCCAGGUUCCCAGAUCGACUCUGGAGGCGACGGUGGUUCGGAUGACUUUACCGAUGGGAAGCCCAACGGGGCAUCGAGCUUGCAGGUAUUUGGUGCAUCUGUUGUUGUCGGACUUUUCGCUCUGCUUUCACUUCUCCUUUGAGGCCGUAAGGUUCUAUUGAUAGAUCGAGCGGCGUUCUUAGCAAGCAAUGCUGUCCAUAAAUUCCUGCGUAUCCCAACAGAUUCGAGGCAAUAAAACCGACGUUGUCAGCGCUUGGGUUUUAACAAGAGGGUUGGUUGCCAACUGGUCCCCCAGCCCAAGAGAACACAGCCUGGCUCGGGAAUUGAUACGGUACCGAGGGCCGCCUGCAAUGCGCUGACAGUGGCGGCAUCAAAAUGAGAUUAUCCGAAACUGAGUUUGAUGACACCGUAUAUUCUAUCUGCAAUACACGUGGUUUGACAAGAUCUGACGGGCG